UGGGCUGGGCCUGAUCCUGAUUCAGGUUGUUCUAUGCAAAGUUGGCGCUCGCGCUGUGUUUUGCCAGUCGCUCAGCAGCGUUUGCAGAAGGCAGCAGUUGGCAGUUGUCAGUUGGCCGCGUUACCCCAUUUUGGCCAGAAGCUGUGCAUAAACAAACACAAUUGGUUAAGCAGGAUGGGCAACAAAAUUGUGACAUUCACCGAACAGCAAUUGGAUGACUAUCAGGAUUGCACGUUUUUCACACGCAAGGAGAUUCUGCGCGUGCAUAAACGCUUUCGUGAGCUGCGUCCGGAUUUGGUGCCACGCCAAAUGACCGAGGGUCAGGCCUCAAGUGUCAAGGUUCCACGCGAAUGCAUUGAGAAGAUGCCCGAGUUGCGUGAGAAUCCCUUUCGGCGACGUAUCUGCGAGGCAUUCUCACGCGAUGGCCUGGGCAAUUUAUCCUUUGAGGACUUCUUGGAUGCUUUAUCCGUGUUUAGCGAGCAGGCGCCCAGAGAUAUUAAAGUUUUCUACGCUUUCAAAAUUUAUGAUUUCGAUCAAGACGGCUUCAUUGGGCACGCCGACCUGAUGUCCUGCCUGACAACAAUGACCAAAAACGAGCUAAGUCCGGAGGAGCACCAACAGAUUGCCGACAAGGUAAUCGAGGAGGCGGACGUCGACGGCGACGGCAAGCUAUCAAUAUUGGAGUUCGAGCAUGUCAUACUGCGCGCCCCCGACUUUCUCUCCACCUUCCACAUUCGAAUAUAA
Molecule: messenger RNA, 744 nt
Organism: Drosophila montana
Lineage: Eukaryota; Metazoa; Arthropoda; Insecta; Diptera; Drosophilidae
Gene: Cib2
Product: Calcium and integrin binding family member 2
Exons: 5
Coding region: 34-744 (236 amino acids)
Biological process (GO): calcium ion homeostasis
Molecular function (GO): calcium ion binding; magnesium ion binding
Source: RefSeq, a predicted model, not a curated record